This is a messenger RNA of Nothobranchius furzeri (turquoise killifish), 3202 nucleotides long. Its product is annotated as C-Jun-amino-terminal kinase-interacting protein 1. Gene Ontology annotation, molecular function: JUN kinase binding; MAP kinase scaffold activity. Gene Ontology annotation, cellular component: cytoplasm. Gene Ontology annotation, biological process: JNK cascade; regulation of JNK cascade. The record is from RefSeq and is a predicted model, not a curated record. Lineage: Eukaryota; Metazoa; Chordata; Actinopteri; Cyprinodontiformes; Nothobranchiidae.
UCAUCUCCCACUCAGUCCUGAUUCACUACUCCUCCCUCCCUCCUUUCGUCUGUUCUCUCUGUGAUGGUGAUGAAGGUGAUGUGACGCUGUGGCUGGCCAAUCAAUGGGGCAGGAGGCGUGUCCAGAGGCAGAGCUCAGAGCUGAUUGAUGCUGAGAGGAUCGAGGAGGAAGAAGGGAUGAGCGGGAGGUAGAGGAGGGUUGAGGAGGCCCUGUCUGAGCUGAGGAGCACCGACUAAAGGAGGAGGAGGUGGAGGAGGAGGAGAGGAGGCUGUCAUGGACAAAUUCCGACCAAAGAGACCAACCAGCCUGGCUCUGUUCCCACAGCUGCCUAAAGCCGGCUCCCAGGACUCCAUCAACAACAACUCUUUAGGCAAGAAGGACAGCUGGAAGGACUCCCACUCCUCCUCCCCGCAUGUCACAGGAGAUCAACCACCUCAGGAUGCUCAGCCCAAAGUGGAGGACAAAGUCCGUUCUGGUGUUCAGCGCCGGCCGGCACCAAAACCGCCCACAGCCAGUGGGCCGAACAGCAGAACCAACGUUCAGGCCGUUCGACCACGAGAACGACUUGGAUCUGCAGCCACGCAGCUCUCUGGCACACCGAGGAGUCAGCGGCGAGCCGGGGGAGGUGGAGCAGGAGGAGGAGGGAGGGGCGGGGGACGAGGAGCGGUGAGGGAGAGGAGCCUCGGGGAGCUCAAAGGGAAGGAUGGAGUGACGGAUCGAAGAGGAGGACGACUCUGCGAGGAGUCCAGGACCAGAGACAAAGACAGGAACGGACAUCAGAGACAGAAGGAGGUGAACGGACUGAAAGGUCGGCUGGCUGAUGGGAGAGGAAGAGGAGGGUCAAAGGUCAGCAACAGAGGAAACAUCAAGCUGAACAACAAGCUGUCCAACCAGGAGGUUUACCUACCUGCCAUGGUGGUCCCGCGCACACCUGUAGCACAGAGGAACCAGGAGAAGACCCAGAACCAAGGACAAAACCACGACAGAACCCAGGAAAACCCUCCUGUACUGUCCCGGUCCAGCAGCGAGGGGGGGUCCAACAGGAUGUCCCUGAGCUCAGACACAGAGGGACCCCCUCCAGAACCACUACAUCCAACUCAGUCCAACAGAACCAACCCAGACAUCAGAGAAGAAGACUGUGAAGGAGAACCCACUCCCUGUCUGCCCGUCCAGAACAAGCUCACCUGCUGCUCCGUAGGUGAAGACAAACCUGAGAUGGACUGGACUGAGUCGGAGGCAGAUUCAGGGAGAGACGAGGUGUCGGUCCGGUCCGACCCGCAGGGCGAGGCUGCAGCUGGGUUGAACUAUGACUCUGUUAAAUACACCCUGGUGGUGGACGAGCACACUCAGCUGGAGCUCAUCAACCUAAAAACGUGUCUUCAGGGGUCCACUGGGUCCAAUCCAUCCAACGAGCACGAGGACAGUGACACAGAGACCAUCUACCAGUCGGCCAAUGAGGACGAAGAUCCCGAGUAUGAGCAGGAGAGGAAGAGGAGUGAUGAGACGAGAAGCUUGGAGAGAAAAAAGGAGGAGGAAAAGAAAAGAAGAGAGGAGGAGGAGGUGAGAAAGAGGAGAGAGGAGGAUCUGAAGAGGAGAAGGGAAGAGGAGGUGAAGAGAAGGAAGGACGUGGUUGCCGUUGUGAAGGUCUGCAGAACUUCAAAGGUGACAUCAGCCACGACCUCAGAGGAAGACGAGUCCAACGGAGGAAGAGGCGGAGUUCCAAGAAGCAGGAAGUUUCUUAACCUGUUUGCCAAUAGCAGCAACCAGUACAGCUCCACAGGAGCUGGUCCAUUUGGGUUGUUCUCCUGUGUUCUUGAUGGGGUGGAGAGGCAGCAAAGCCACAGAGCUGUUUACAGGUUUGUUCCUCGUCAUGCAGAUGAGCUUCAACUGGAGACGGAUGACCCGAUUCUGAUGCUAACCCGGAGCGAGGAUCUGUGGUGUCAGGGCUACAACAUGAGGACCGGAGCCACAGGAAUCUUCCCUGCAUUCUACUCUGUUCGGGUCCCCAAAAACCAGAUCCACGUCCGACAUGAUGGCUGGGCAGAGCAGUUUGUGGUUCGGUUUCUGGGUUCGGUUCAGGUCCCUGUCCACAUGGGCAAUGAUGUGCUGUGUGCAGCAAUGCAGAAGGUGGUCUGUAAUAGGCGGUCAACCAGUCAGCCACCGGCAGCCUGUGUGCUGGAGGUCAGCGUGGAGGGGGUAAAGAUGAGUGUCCAGGACCAGUGUCAGUCUGCUCACCGGGGAGGCCAGUGUUUCCACUUUUUCCAGCUGAAGAACAUCUCAUUCUGUGGCUGCCAUCCCAAACACAACAGAUAUUUUGGAUUCAUCACCAAACAUCCCGACCAGCAGCGCUUCGCCUGCCAUGUCCUGAUGUCAGACACAACGCUCCACCCCCUGGGCGAGUCUGUCAGGAGGGCGUUCCAGCAGUAUUACAAGGAGCAUGUCGGGUACUCCUGUCCAACUGAAGACAUCUUUAUAGAAUAACCUGCAUGUAAGCCUGGAGCCUGGAGCUGACAGCAACACCCGUAUUCCUGCUCUGCAUGGUGGAUGUUCUGUUUUAGGGUUGCAGCUGAGACCCGUUUGGACAUGCCACCUCAGAACCAAGAGAGAAGUCCUGGAGCUCAUCAUACAAUCACAGAGUCCAGUUAUUGGAACAAGUUAUUUUUGUGUAAAUUUUUAUUAAUUUGUCGAGAAUUUACAUGAUAAAUGUUUGAAUUACAACUACACAAAACUACACACACAACUACACACAGCUACAAAAUACUACACACAAAACUGCACACACACACACACACACACACACACACACACACACACACACACACACACACACACACACACACACACACACACACACACACACACACACACACAACUGCACACAGCUACAAAAUACUACACUCAAAACUACACAAAAUACACAACUACAGAAACACAACUACAACCACACAACUGCAAACACACAACUACAGAAACACAUCUACUAACACACAACAACGCACAGCUACAAACACACAACUACAGACACAACUACAGACACACAACUACAAACACACAACGACAAACACACAACUACAAACACACAACUACAGACACACAACUACAAACACAACUACAGACACACAACUACAAACACACAACGACAAACACACAACUACAGACACACAACUACAAACACACAACAAAAACACAACUACAGACACAC